CUAGGAUUUAUAAAAAAAAAAAAAAAAAUGCCAUAAUGCGCCGUGUACGGGCGAACGCCAGACGCGCGCGUGUUUCACUUUUCCGCGAGAGUGCAGAGGGGCUCGCUCGAUACAUGCCGGGGGAAAGCGGGCUAUAAAGACAGUGGCACCUUGGGGGGAAGCAUUCAGUAAAGUCUCUGGACAUUGACCAGAUCGUGAGAGACUUGAUAGACAUGAGAAUUUUGUUUCUCACGGUAUUAGCGGGGCUGCUGGCCUUGGCCGUGUGCGAGAAGAAAAAGGAGAUUACUAGUAAGAAGACCGAAAAUGCCGAAGGCGAGAAAAAACAGGAUAAGCGCGGGCUGAGUCACAUCGAGGCAGACUAUGGAGGACACGACGACGGUGGUUACGGGGGGGACGGUGGUUACGGGGGAGACGGUGGUGGCUUUGAAAUUGGCCACGAUAUCGGCGGCGGAGAUAUUGGCGGCGGAGAUAUUGGUGGUCACGACAUUGGCGGUGGUUACGGCGGUGGCGGUGGUUACGGCGGUGGCGGUGGCGGUGGCGGCGGCGACGACGGUGGCAAGAUCAAGCAGAUCACGAUCGUGAAGACCGAAAAAAUUCCCUAUCCGGUCGAGAAGAAGGUGCAUUACCCCGUAGAGAAAGAAAUACCGUAUCCGGUUAAAGUGCCGGUACCGCAGCCCUAUCCGAUCGAGAAGAAGAUCCCAGUGCCGGUGAAAGUUUUAGUAAAGGUGCCGAUACACAUACCGCAGCCCUAUCCGGUCGAAAAGAAGGUGCCCUAUCCAGUUCACGUGCCGGUAGAAAGGCCGGUACCCUACAAAGUUUAUAUCCCUCAGCCCUAUCCGGUCGAGAAGAAGAUACACUAUCCUGUGAAAGUACCGGUACCACAACCAUUCCCAGUGGAGAAGCCCGUGCCGUACACCGUGAAAGUUCCAGUGCACGUAGCGCAACCCUUCCCCGUGGAGAAACCGGUACCGUUCCCAGUGACAGUGCCCGUCGAGCGUCCCUACCCCGUACACGUAGCUAAACCCUAUCCCGUCCCAGUUGAAAAACCAGUCCCCUAUCCGGUCGAGAAGAAAGUUCCCUAUCCGGUCAAAGUUCACGUAGAGCGACCGGUAGGAGUGCCUGUAAUAAAGCCAGUGCCUUACCACGUUAAAGUACCGGUACCAGCCCCCUAUCCAGUGGAGAAGCAUGUACCUGUACCAGUCGAAAAGCCAGUGCCCUACGCUGUAAAAGUGCCUGUUGAACGACCCGUGCCGAUCCACGUGACGAAAACGGUGGCAGUGCCGAUCCCCAAACCCGUCCCCUACGCCGUUAAAGUGCCGGUGGCGGUGCCAGUGCACGAGCACGACUCCGGAAUCUCAGGGGGAGGUGGUGACUACGAGUCUAGUUUCGGGGGACACUCGCAUUAUUAAUAUAAAAAAGCGUGACAGUGGAGGAUUUUUUGCUUCGCGGUUUAAAGAGAAAUUAACGAGAGGGAAAGGGAAAAACGCGUUGAGAUGAAAUAAAUAAUAAUCAAAAGGGAAUUUGUCAAUUCGACUCCACGCGAUUUCUAUCACAAUGUUGUACAUAAAAAAAAAAGCAUUGAAAUGUAUAUAUUCGUGGGAAAAACUAGAAUUAGAUCAGCGUGUUAAUUUGUACAAAAUAAAUUCGGGGUGUAGAUAGACUAGGACCCAUAGAGGGACCCGACUUUUGCAAAUUCUCCACUGCGUCGUACGAGCGGACGCAUCGGCGGAUGUAUCAUGGAAUUUCGCGCGAUAAAAUUUCUUCUACAUUUCUUUUCAAAUGCGAGGAGGAAAGAGCAAUGUGACUCAUCGUAACGCGGUCAACGGCUGAUCUUUCAUACGGGAGCGUUAACGAAGCGUUUCCUCGGCACUCGCGAGUCUCGAAUUUAUCGUUCGAAGUGCGAGAGUCCGCGAGGAAAACGCGGACGUAUUUAUUUUCCUAGCUUAACGUCGUUCUCGCCGCGGGAUUCGACGUGGAAGAUGAGUUUGCAGAACAGCCGUUUUGCGCCGCGAAAGGUGAUUAUGGGUCUCCGAGUCUGCUUAGACAGCGCUAACGAUUUCUUAGAUGUAUAGUAUCGACACUUAAGUACCUACGAGAACACAUGUACUGUGUUUUCUUACGACGUUUGGAACAUGUAACGGACAUCUCUGUAACGAUGUCUUUCGCUUCUUUUUAAUAAAAACC
Molecule: messenger RNA, 2184 nt
Organism: Temnothorax curvispinosus
Lineage: Eukaryota; Metazoa; Arthropoda; Insecta; Hymenoptera; Formicidae
Product: skin secretory protein xP2-like
Exons: 2
Coding region: 213-1409 (398 amino acids)
Source: RefSeq, a predicted model, not a curated record